Messenger RNA from Xyrichtys novacula (pearly razorfish), 11578 nucleotides. The record is from the annotation of a GenBank genome assembly. Lineage: Eukaryota; Metazoa; Chordata; Actinopteri; Labriformes; Labridae.
GGGAGCCUGCAGGAUCGCCAUCUAUGGACCAAGAGUCUUGACAGAUGCUUUAACAUCUUUUAAUCUCCAAAGUAGCAGUUUAAUCAUUUUCAGUAAUGAUGGUUUGCUGUGUGAUAAAUAACAGGAUGUUGCAAAAUGCAAGAAUGAGACAACCUUUGAUUGUAAAAACUCUACAAAACAGUCUCCUAUACUCCCAAACAAUGACAGACUGUCGCUAAAAGGGGAGGUGGUGCAAUCAUCCAAUCAUACAGAUAAUCUUGUCUCAACUUAUUUGAAACUAUUGCUAGAAUCAUAUUUAAAACAAGCAAAUAGUAAAGAUUCAAGAUUUGUUUAUUUGUCUUGUGCAUGUUAAACAAGGUCAACAGUGCAGUGAAAUGCCCUGAAUGAGAGGAAAUGCCCUGAAUGGGAGGACCGCUCGACUAAAAGGGGUACAGAUAAAACACACAAUAAUACUGAAGGAAUGCAAUGAAAUAAGGAUACAAAAAUAAAUGAAUAUAUUUGUAUAUAUAAAUACAUAUAUAUAUAUAUAUAUAUACAUAUACACACAAUUAUAUUUAUAUGUAUAUAUUAAAGACAAAAGUAUAAGAGAAAUAUUUACAAGUGAAAAAGGAGAUAUUUACAAAGUGAACAAGCGAUGCAGUAGGUGUUGAGUGUGAAUGUAUGAAAUGGAGGAUAAGUCGGUGGGAUAAAUGAGGUAUGAAAAUUGCUGUAUUGCACAUGAUUUAUAAUGUUGUACAAAUCCUAUAGUGCACGUGGUAUUGCACAUCACAGAUGAUAUUGCACAGUUAAGUGGGUUGUUGCACAGAGUAUUGUCUGGUGGUUCUAUUUCCAUAAAUAUAUAAAAAAAAGUUUCUUUGCAGUAUUUUUGAUCAAAUGUUGGUUUUAAGUGAGUUGCAAACCAUCAUAUUCUGUUUAAAAAAAUAUUUUUAACUAUGUGCUAAUUAUAUUUAAUUAGGUCUUUAUUCUGGUUAAAAUCUGGCCUAUACCAGAAUAUAACAUCAGUAACAUAACAUCAUGUAUAAUACUGCAAAAUUAGUGGUCAAACCUGAAUAUAAACAGAAUAAUAAACACAUAACCAGAAAUCAGCCUUACAUCUUUUAACUUCACAGUGGGCUUAUUGUUGGGAUUUUUCCAGAUGAAUCGAUAUAAAUCAAUAACUCACUACCCUGGACUGUUUUCCUUUUAGCGCAGAGACACAGAGUACCAGAGUGUGGAGCACUUUCAUAGCGCACCAACAUCAUUGCAUCGACCUCGCUCAUCAUUGCAGGCUUCUUUCCCUUUAACGCAUGACGCAGCAGCUCAACUGGUGCCCCACUUUGUGUGAGGAGCAGCAGCGGCAGCGGCAGUGAGUGUGCGGGAGCCUGCGGGAUCUGUUGUUGCGUACGGCUCGGCUCGGGGACGUCGGUGCUUCUCUGGGCCCUCACCUGUCCUCGACAUGGAGUUUUUACUGGGGAACCCGUUCAGCACGACGGUGGGACAGCGAAUCGGUGAGCCAAAAAGCAGGAUUAGACAUUUGGUUGUGAAAAACAAACGCUCCAGUCAGGCUCAGACACCCUUACCGGAGACGUCUCGCCUCCGACACGCGCAUUUCUCGCGAGCUUUAUCUCCUUUUAGGACCUAAAGGGGUUAUUAGUGCACGCGCCAACGACCAUGCAUUGGUAUUAUUGUAAAGUAAUAAAUUUGAGUGAAAUUAACGAGUGAUAGAGCUACAGGGUUGUGGUUUGACUGACGUGCACGCCAUACAAUGACCUGGCAGGGGCGGGACUUAUUCUCCAAGAUGUGCAAUCUGAUUGGUUGUCAGUGUGUCUGUUUAUCCUGCCAUUAGCUGGGAGGGACGAUCAGUGACCGACAUCCUCCUGACCUAAAUUAGAUUCAGCCUAAUGACUGCUCAUGUGUUAGAAUUGACUGAUGGAAAAUAUGCAGGAUUCAUUCAAACAAAAGGAGACACAGAUUCAACAACAGCAAAUAAAAAACCUUAUUCAUCAUUCAGCUGUACGUUCAAAUCAAAUAGACAGCACACUUUCACAUCCUCACCCAUGUCUGUGGAUUUCAUAUCACUUCUUAAUUCUUUAAAAUUAUUUAAAAUUAAAGGAGAAAUUGAUUUUUUCAUAACAAAAGUUCCAAGUAUACAUGCUGUCCUUUUGACUGAAUGUACACAUUGUUCUUUGAAAUGUUGAGCAAUGUCAUUCUAACAGUACCUUUUUGGUCAUUAAAAAGCUUAAUGAUCUAUUUUCUUAUGAAAAUAUAACAUGUCAACAAAGAGCAAAAGAGAAGAAGCUAUGAAUAUAAGACUUACCUGCAACUUCGAUUUCCCCCCCUAAAAUCUCACACUGUAAACCAAUUAAUUGUCUAAACUUGCCAGAGCUAUUUGUCUCUUAAGUUGUAAUGCUAUAGCUUUUUGUAUUUUUCUGUCAUUUUCUGUGUGUGAGACAGUGUGUUUUUUCCUUGUAAAAGACAAAUAUUGAAUUUAGAGUCUUAAUGCACAGCAAAAGCACAAAGUUAUCAGCAGAAUUUGCGUAAAUAAAAAUUUCAAGAGCCCCAAGAUACAUCCCUGUGGAAUACCUCAUGAAAACCACAGACAUGAUUUGUGAACUCAAGCUGCUUUUCACAAUCAGUACACUAUAGGUUUGCUUUAGCAACUACCUAAUGCCAUGUUUAGGAAGAAAUUAUUAUUAAUGAUUACUAUUAUUGCAUGAUAUAUUGUUGAAUGAAGAAAUAUUUUUGACUGGUCAACUGUAAAAUGAAUUGCAGAUUAAACAGACUAUGUCACCUAAAAUGCAUAUUUUUAACUUGUAAGACCAACUACAAUCUUGAACGUCACUGAAGAGGGCCCUAGAUUUGAUCCCUGAGGAACACCACAAAACAAAAUACAACCUUAAUUUUAUGUGGACAAAAAUAGCAGUGUAAUUAUCAACCAGUUUGUUUAUAAGGACAUGUACAUGGUGUCCAUGGUUAAAAAAAAAAGUCAGAUUUGAUUUGUAAGACUAGAGAGUAGUUUUUUCUUUCUUUCACUACAUUAAAAGUGGACUUACAGUAGGCUCAGAGAAGUCACAUGCAUUUCUCGAUCAGGUUUAUAAUUGUUAUUUUUGCUGAGUGAUACAGAUGUAUAUGUUGAUAUUGUGGUGAAUUGGGUUCUUGGAUAAUUAUUUUUAAGGUAUUUCAACCUGAUUUCCACUACAGUUAUGUCUGAUUCUUUGAUGCAAUGCCACAGCCACCCAGAACCAGUUAAUGGCCUUGUCCUUUUAUACAGAGUUUCCUGAUACUCUGUAAAUGAUGAGAUCAACAAUUUCAUGUAAAAAAAAUCUUAACUCUGAGAGACUCAGCUGCUCGGUAAAAGUCCAUUUCAUGUAACUAACCGAUUGCAAAUCUGUCAUACCAAAAAUAACUUGUUUGUGGUUUAGAGACAUGAUCAAAGUAUUUUUUGAUAACUUGAGUAUUUUCUCAACUUCUUUAAGGUAAACUAUAGGGUGUUAGAAUCAUGACAACUCCUAAGUCAGGUCUAUAUGAUCUAUUUUUGUCAGCGGUUUCUUCGAGUAAGUACUUAGUGGUGUAUUUCUGUCAUUUUUCACAGAGAAAGCAACCGGUUCCAGCCUGCCAUCAGAGGACUGGGCCCUAAACAUGGAAAUCUGUGAUAUGAUCAACAGCUCAGAGGAAGGGUGUGUGUGCAUAUCCAUAUGUGUGUGUGUGUGUUAUCUGUCUGCCUGCAUCAAGAACAAACUCGUUCUCUGGAGAUUUCAGGCUUCUGAUGGUUGAAAACUCUCUGGUUUCAGGCCCAGAGAUGCAGUCAGAGCUAUAAAGAAAAGGAUUGUGGGAAACAAGAACUUCAAGGAGGUUAUGUUGGCGCUCACGGUGAGUGUUUUUCUCCUCACCUCCCCGUACACCUCUUAACCUACUUUAUCUUUCUUUACAGGACUGUCAAGUUGAUGGCUUUGUUUCAAGUAAUGGAUAGAUUAGUAAAAUAAACCAGCAUCAAACAUUUUUAACCACAAUCUUCACUUACCCUUAUAAAACAUAUAGUAACAAAACAUUUGUAAAACAUAUUUACAGAUCCUACAAAAAGAUGCAGAACAUGAUUCUGAUCCUACAUAAAAUUGCAGGAUCUGCUGGGAUUUAAGUAUGAAAAGUUUUUAUGAUUUAAUUUGUGGUACAAGUGUAUUUCAAGAGCAAAAUCUUAUCACUUCUCAGGCUUUGGAUUAUGCAUGAAAAACAAUGUGAAGAGCAAAAGCAGGAGGAACACAAUUUACUCUAAGGACAUCUUGUCUCCCACUGAUGGUGGUGGUCCAGCAAGGAUUUAUUUACCUCUUCAUACAGAUGUUUGCAUGAAAGUGAAGCUAACAGACUGUUCUUGAUCAAACAUUUACACUUGUGAGACAAAUGAGCUUGACGCUGGGUUAUUUAAGUUUAUUAGCAUUUACAUUUCCUGACUACAUUGAAUGCAUCAGAAAUGAUGGGUUUGGCCAAAUACAAGAAAUGUUUAAUCAUAAAGUAGAUGGUGUUUUCCUUUAAAUCUCAAGUUAAGGUUUUGAGAUGGCUCCAUAAAACAUACCGCUUACAAAGGAAGUCAGAUGAGGAGCUAUAUGCAGGUAGAGAGGAGGAGAAAAGACAAAGGAAGACUUAUGGGUAGCAAGGUGAACAGAGCCUUAUUGAGAUAAGAAUAGCUUUUGGUUUGUGCCAGGUUGGUGCCUCCUGUGGCCAAAGCAGUCUUUGCUUAUCUUGUCCUUUAUGAAUUUGUGUACAAACUUUUGACAAUAAAUUAUACCUGGCUGACUUUUGACUGUCAGAUGUAUCCCUGGUUGUGAAUAAUAUGAGUGUAAAUUUUGAAAAUAGCGUCUGCUCCUUAAGCUGUUUGGCUGACACCUACCCCUGUGAACAAGUUUCAGCAAUUAUAAUUCAGGAUAUGGAAGUUGUCGGUCUUGUUGCUGAUGGUCUUGUUUGAUUUGGGGUGUUAUGAAAAGGCAUCAGCAUGGAUUUCAGUCUUUUAUAUAGGUCCAAAAAUUGCUCAUAGGAGCUUUAAAUCCAGUUUCUCUGACUUUUGCAAGUUUCCAAACUCCUCUCUCUUAGCUCAGGAAUCUUCCCCCAGCUUUAAAAAUCUCCAAAUUUACUUUAAAAAACAAUCUAGAUCCUUAAGACACAAAAAAAAACUACAAGCCUUUUUCUAAUCUAUUCUCUCCAGGCCAUUUUGGGGGGAUUUUGUUUUCUGUCUUCUUUUCAUUGUCCAUUUGAUCAAGAAUAACACUAAAGAAAAAUGUUAAUCAGGCCUUGAAAAAACACAGAGCUGAGACUUGUUGAAGCAUUAGAAUGAUAUGUAGAUAAAAAUCGGUGGCAGUACUUAUUCUUUCAGGUCUUCGUGCAGGACUACGUUUCAUCCUGGUUCAGGUCUUAUCAUUUUAAUAGACAGUUUUUGGUCAGAGACACAUGACUUCAAUUAUGGGAUUCCUCGGCAGGUAUUCUUGGGCCUGCUUUACUCCUCUUGUAAAUUCUACCCAGACUCAUUUUCGCUUAUCAUCAUGUCAGUUACCAUUUCUAUGAUGACGAUGCCCAAAUGUUCAUUUCUGUCAGGCCACAUGACCAAAUUACCCUGCAAAUCCUCUCUGCUGGCCUGUCAAGACAUCACUGUUUGAUUAAGCAAAAAGUUUUUCUAGGUGAAUGAAGACAAAACCAUGGCUAGAGCUGAACUUUAAACCCCCCUGGGUGGUUUUAGCAAAUGAUUAGCAAAUCAAAUCAAAUAUCAUAAACCUGGGAGUGAUUUUAGAUCCAGAUUUAUAUCUAAACCUCAUUUUUAACAGCAUUGUUUCAAGUAUGGGUCUGAUAUAAAGCAAUGAAUCACUUAGAUUAUUCGUACUUUCCUUUUAAAUGCUCUAGGUUUUGUCUGUUUUUUGAGUCUUUUGCUGAUUCUCUUGAUUUUAGGUUCUUGAAACCUGUGUGAAAAACUGCGGCUACAGGUUUCACAUCCUGGUUACGACUCGGGAUUUUGUAGAAGGAGUUCUGGUGCGGUCGAUCAUCCCGAGAAACAACCCUCCAUUAAUCCUGCACGACAGAGUACUCAGCAUCAUACAGGUAAGAAAUGCUGCAAUACACGUUUGGCAACACUGUGGCAAAAGGAAUCAGGGUGUUGCUUUGUUAAAAUUCUUGUUGCUAAGGCUUUAGUCUGUUAAUAAUUUGUGGUUUUCUCUCAUUAAGGCGUGGGCUGAUGCAUUCCGUAGCUCACCCGACCUGACAGGUGUGGUGUCAGUUUAUGAAGAUUUAAGGCGGAAAGGACUAGAGUUCCCUAUGACAGAACUUGAUGGUUAUUCACCCGUCCAAGGGCCCCAAAAGGUACAAGCACACCUGCUGUGAUCACUGCUGUUGUUUGGGUACUACCUUUUCUCCUUGGUCACGUUUUUCGGGUCUUUUCUUCACAUUUGCUCACCAGACUUUGCCUGGGAAUGGGUCUGCUGUCACUACUCUUCCUGCUAAUCUCCUAUCCUCCAAACCUCCAAUCAUCCCACCACACACUUCUGAGCUAAAACUGGCCCUAGAGGGAUCCAAUGCCUUUACUCCCAGCCAGGUGAUAAUGAAUGCUCAAGUCCUGAAACUGCUGCACGAUCCUGUUUAUAUCCUUUCUUCCUCCAUGUUUGCUAAAGUGCUGUUUUUAGAACCUUAUUUUAGAUUCCAAAUCAAUGUUUGCUUUGCCAAGGAGCCAUUAUGUCUGUGUUGAUUCAGACUACGUUAUUGACAUUACAGGUCAAAAAGCUCAAAGCAGAGCUGGGAGUGGUUCGAAGCAACCUGACGAUGAUGUCAGAGAUGAUGAGUCAGCUGGAUCCUGUCACGGUAAAACAAGCUGACAUGGAGCUGCUGGAGGUAAAAACCAAAAACACACUCAGGAAAUGUCGAUUCAAAAGUAAAAUCCUUCCCGUUCGUUUACACUCAGUAACAGGGUGUUACCCUUAACUGAUCUAGCAUUGCAUACAUUUGUGCUGCAUCUGUCCCCUCAACUCCCCCCACCCACACAUUCUUUGUUUGGUUGUGUCAUUAGCAGUUAUACACAGUUUGUAAAGAUAUGCAAGAAAGGAUAGUGAAGAUUGUACCCAGACUCAGUGAAGAGAAGCUAAUUGAAGAGCUGCUGGCAACGAACGAUGAGAUGAACACCACCUUCACUCGCUACCACAGGUUGACCACAGUCAUUAUUAUAAUACAAGCACAUUUAGAAAAGAAGAGCAGCGCUUUUCUUCCAUUUGGUGCUGAUAUUAUUUUGUUCUCAUGUUGACAGGUUUGAAAAAAGACUAACAAAUGGUCAAAAUACAACACAGAAGGUAAAGAACAUAGGAAUACAUUUCCUUUUUGUAAUUUUCCUUGAAGUUUUACAGUCAUAUUUAUGCAUCUUGGAUAUUAAAUGUACUGUUUUUUAUCCUUCAGAGCCACACAUACGUCAACCUAUCAGACCUGGAUUUGACUGCAGAGUCUGGAGUCGCAUCAAUGUCCAAUGAGAGCUCACUCAGCCACUCAAAAUCAGACAGUUUGUCGAGUCAGAUGGCAAGACUUAGUAAGUAGUCCAGUCUUUCUAAACUAUUAAAAAAGCAACAAUGCACUUACCUCUUUUCAUUUUGUACGCUGUAACUUCUUUUUCUUUUUCUUGCAGGUACAAGUGAAUCAGAUGAAACAAUAUCACCGAAAAUAAACAUCCCACCUCAACAAACACAAAGGUACAGAAAGAAAAAAAUUGCGUGACCUUAGAGGUAAAGAAACAGAAGCAGCAGUAACCAUUUUAAGAGAUUCCCAUCAAAUACUGGCUAAAUUAAGCCUCUUCAAAAGCAAACAGAACAUCAAGACAAUUUUCUUGAAAUAAUGAACAAAAUCUUUCACAGUGAGGAUAAAAAAGACCUAAAAUUUGAAUGAGUAAAUGCAAAGCUGAUAAACUGAUAAAAUAGUUGGCUAACUGUUGUAAGAAAAAAAAUAGCUAAAGCAGUUAGCAAGGCUAUUAUAAAACCAAGUCUUAAACAGAAAAAGGUAAAUGUAAAAUAAACAGAGUAAUUAGAUAGGAAUAGACCUCAGUACAAGUAUGUAAAUCAUGAAAAAGAAUAGCUUUUUUGAAAUUAGUAGUGGUAAAUAUUAUAACUUGAUUUAUAUUUGAUAAUGUCAAUAACACUCAUUCCAUAUGUAGGAGCAGUAACAAAACAAUGUGAGCGAUGACGUCUUUUUUCUGCACACAUUUUCAGGGAUAACUCAUGUAGUUGUUGUUCAUGGUUUUGGAGUAUAGCUCUGAAUCCCUUAAAAUAUAUGUCUGUAUUUCACAGUGUGUCAACACAAUAUAUUUUCCCUAAAUAGCAGUUAAACAUGUGAAUCUGUUGUUUCAGUGAGCAGAAUGAAGUGCUGGUGGAUGGCCCGGCUCUGGCUCCCAACAGCAGACUACAAAAUCCUGGAAAGGUAGACCUAAAGAUUUUACCUUCACACAGUUUAACAGUAUGAAUAAAUGAAUAAUAAGAUUUAUCUUUCAGCCAAGAGAAACACAAAUAAAGUGUGUAUAUUAGUCAUUUGGUUAAAGGAAUCCCAUUACAGUUGCAGUUAAAACGCGGUGGAUGGAACGAGCAGAUGGUGAACGACAUCUGUGAUUGAAAUUGCAGGGCUUUUCUCUAUGUUGGCUAGAAUGCUGUUUUAUUAAUCAAUAUAUGGAUGUAUAUGUUGGUUAGUGCUGAGUUACACACAAUGUAUGAAUUACAUACAAUAUCUUGUAUGGGGUGUAGAGUCAGGGGCGAGUUACUACUAUUGGUGCUUGUGAGUUAAUUAUUGCAGUUUGUUUUCAUAUUUCUUUUGUCUCAGUAACUAUUUUCCUCCUUAUUCAAAUCUCUGUCUGUGCAUGAAGGAUGGCAGCCCAGCCUCCACCUGCAGCUCCUCACCAAAGUUAGAUUGGAUGAUUAAAAGGGGAAUGGUGGGUGUGUGUCCAGAAUCUGGUUUUAAGUGGUUUCACCUCUCCACUCCCUGUGUAUCUUGGUUUUUUUAUUCAUAGAGGUGCAGUUUGAUUUUGCUGUUUUCACUUGUUGUAUUUUUUGGUCUAGGUCUUGAACACAAUGGUCUGCAUGUUUGUAUAGGUGGCGAAAAAUGAGAUCUUUUUGAGUUUUUGUCCAUCCCCAUUCAAAGCAUGACAAUGUUUGGGUUGCACUGUCCUGUUACACCACAUAGUUUUCUCACCGGUCUUGCUUUGAUUUGCAACAUGUGGUCCUUCUUUUGGUUUUUGUUUUUUAUCUUCUUUUGUGUAGUGGUUUGGUAGCUUUGUGACAUCUUCAUGCAAGUCAUUAUAUUCUUUAAAUGUCAUUAUGCUCACUGCCCUGGUUUCCUGUUUUCUCCUUUAGAUUCCUAUCAACCAGUCCAAUGUUAUGGAUGAUAUUGAGAAAUGGCUUGCACUGGAUGAUGAGGUAAAUGGCUGGAUAACUUUGCUUUUUAGCAUUUAAACUAAGAUUAAGCCCGACAACUAAUUUUUCAACUGGUUCAUACGUUAAAAAUUUGUUUGAAACUCGGCCCGUACCAAAAAAUGUCAAAAUUCUGAAAAAUCGUUGUGUGUUUGACAGGACGUACUGUGUAAACACUUGUUUUGUUGCCACAAGUCAACAAGUUUGUCCUCCAUUUUAACGCCCUGCCUAUCUUUAUGCUUGGCGAUAAAAUUGUUGCCAUUUGGCAUUAAGGAAAGAUAAUCAUAACACCCCCCACACACUGGAGAACACUGUCAAGAUAACCAUAGGAACCAUCUGUGAACCAGCUGACUAGCAGAAGAAGGGAUUCAGAUCCAAAAUCCAGGACCAGUUAUCUUAUAAUGUGUCCCCUGCAUUAAGAUCUAUAAUCUGUUCAUUACUUUGGUCCAAAUUGACCCAUUAAAACCUCCUUAACUGCCAUGUAAUUCGUUUCACAAGUAGGUUCCCUAUGAGAUAGAUUGUCGUCACCAUGGAGACUCUUAAACUGGUGUUGUGGCGCCACCAUCAGGACUGAUUUUUAAUUGAUCUCGUACAGUAGUUAAACAUCUGCUUUAUGUGUAGUUUGAUUAUUGUUGGCAAAUGUUAGUUUGAUAAAUGAAGAAUGAGGACUUAACAGACUCCAGAUAGGGAGAUAAGGUCUGCAUGAUGUGAGAAAAACUUGUGAUGUGUGAUAAUAUUGUUUCUCCUGAUUUAUAGCACAACGCAAAACACAUAAUUUAAGAGAGUAUGAGAUACAACUCAGUGUCCUUAUUUCUUUUAGCUUUACACAAUACAUGUAUGUGUUGCCUGUAUGUUUGUGUAUAUGUGCUGUAUAUGUAUGUGCUAAAUUUUUCUUUUAUGUUCAUGACAGUAUGAUGACUUUGAAGACUCAGAUGGUGUAACCAGUGAAGGUGAGAAUCUGUACAUUCUGCUCUUUCUGUUUUGUUCUGUUCCCUGUUUUCAAUAAAUGUUCUCGGCAUCAGACAUCUUUUAACAUGCUUUUUAUUUGUCGUGUUGUAGUUAUCACAUUUUGCCAUACUUACAUACCAAAAAAAAAAAUCAACUAAUUACAAAGUGGUGGCUGUGAUACCCUGCUUGCUUUUAUAAAUCAUUGUGGCUGCUAUGUUCAUGGGUUAUGACUUUAAAAUCUUUGAAAAUAUAUGUGUCAUUGUGUGAUUUAUCGUGUGACUGUAGCAGGUUUCUCAUUUAAAUCUGAUGCAAAAACACAAAAAUGAAAAGCUUUAACUUUUGUACCAUUGUGAACAUCCUUCCAACUCCACUUUAAACUCCUAUCUGUCAAUUGUUGUCACUGUUUUUUCUCUCUACCUCUGUAAUCACUCAGCAGAUGUAUAUUUUUUUCAUAUUUGAGCACAGUUUUUCUCUUUAUUUUACAGAAUUUGACAGAUUCUUGGCAGAAAGAGCAAAAGCUGCAGAGCGUCUGCCGUCCCUGAGCGCUGCCUCGCAGGAUAACAACCACUCCGAGUCUUAAGCUGUGCUUCAAACCUUCCAUACUAACAACACUCAUGAGGCAUCGUCUCUUUUAAAUGAAUGGUUCAAUGGCACAUCUGACGUGGGAUUUACCACCCAGGUCUGAGGGAGGAUGUGUUAGUUGGGUUUACUGUUCUUUACUGGGGGAAAAGUGUUUUUCAACUGUUAAAAAUAAUGUUACUUGAUCAAGCAGAGAUUUUUUUUUUAGCUUACAUUGUUAUGAGGGUUUGUCCAUGUGUUGAAUGCAAACAUUUGCACAUUUUAUAAGGUUACAUUCCUGCUGUUGUAAGAGAGGAUAUUGUUACAAAAACAUUUUUUUGCUAAAUAGAUGAUGUAUUAUAUUCCUGUAAUAUAUGUAUUGUUAAAUAUGUGAAUGAAAAGCCCCUGUGGAAGUAGCACACACUGAAAACUUGUACGUAACAGAAGCUGAGUACAUGAUGAAAUACUUUGAUGCAUUAUUGUUGAUGCACAGUCAGCUGAUGAGAUUUUUUGUACAUUCAACUUCUCUUCUGAGGAUGUCUUACUUGAAUUUAAACAGGGGGAUGAUGACAUAUUGCUGUCAUAAAUGAAAUUAAAGCUAUAAUCUGGAAGUUUGGCUGUUAUUCUAAUUUCAAACUGUGCAUUAAGAUUUCUUAAUGUGUAAUCAAAUAAAUGGCUUUGGAAGUAAA